Callithrix jacchus (white-tufted-ear marmoset) is the source of this 2655-nucleotide messenger RNA. NCBI's taxonomy places the organism in Eukaryota, Metazoa, Chordata, Mammalia, Primates, Cebidae. The record is from RefSeq and is a predicted model, not a curated record.
GAAUAAAAUCCAAGCUAGGGAGCCCGCGGAGCACAGGGAGCCCACGGAGUAGCCACAGCGUUGGAGCCAGCAAAUCCCCUGAGCCACGAACGGGCCUGAGCAGCAGCCACGAUGUGCGGAAUCUUUGCCUACAUGAACUAUAGAGUCCCCCGGACAAGGAAGGAGAUCUUUGAAACCCUCAUCAAGGGCCUGCAGAGGCUGGAGUACAGAGGCUACGACUCGGCAGGUGUGGCAAUCUAUGGGAAUAAUCAUGAAGUCAGAGAAAGACACAUUCAGCUGGUCAAGAAAAGGGGCAAAGUUAAAGCUCUUGAUGAAGAACUUUACAAACAAGACAGCGUGGACUUAAAAGUGGAGUUUGAAACGCACUUCGGCAUUGCCCACACUCGCUGGGCCACCCACAGGGUCCCCAGUGCUGUCAACAGCCACCCCCAGCGCUCUGACAAAGGCAACGAAUUUGUUGUCAUCCACAAUGGGAUCAUCACAAAUUGCAAAGAUCUGAGGAAAUUUCUGGAAAGCAAAGGCUACGAGUUUGAGUCAGAAACAGAUACAGAGACCAUCGCCAAGCUGAUUAAAUAUGUGUUCCACAACAGAGAAACUGAGGACAUUACGUUUUCAACAUUGGUUGUCAUUCAGCAGUUGGAAGGUGCAUUUGCGUUGGUUUUCAAGAGCAUCCACUACCCAGGAGAAGCUGUUGCCACACGGAGAGGCAGUCCCCUGCUCAUUGGAGUCCGCAGCAAAUACAAGCUCUCUACAGAACAGAUCCCCAGCUUAUACAGGAUGUGCACUCUGGAGAAUGUGAAGAAUAUCUGUAAGACACAGAUGAAGAGACUGGACAGCUCUGCCUGCCUGCACGCUGCAGGCGACAAGGCCGUGGAAUUCUUCUUUGCUUCUGAUGCAAGCGCUAUCAUAGAGCACACCAACCGAGUCAUCUUCCUGGAGGAUAAUCACAUCGCUGCAGUGGCUGAUGGGAAACUCUCCAUUCGCCGGGUCAAGCACUCGGCUAGUGAUGACCCAUCUCGAGCCAUCCAGACCUUGCAGAUGGAACUGCAGCAAAUCAUGAAAGGUAACUUCAGUGCAUUUAUGCAGAAGGAGAUCUUCGAACAGCCAGAAUCCGUUUUCAAUACUAUGAGAGGUCGGGUGAAUUUUGAGACCAACACAGUGCUCCUGGGUGGCUUGAAGGACCACUUGAAGGAGAUCCAACGAUGCCGAUGGCUCAUCGUGAUUGGCUGUGGAACCAGCUACCACGCUGCUGUGGCUACGCGGCGUUUGGAGGAACUGACUGAGCUCCCUGUGAUGAUUGAACUUGCUAGCGAUUUUCUGGAUAGAAACACACCUGUGUUCAGGGAUGAUGUUUGCUUUUUCAUCAGCCAGUCAGGCGAGACGGCGGACACACUCUUGGUGCUGCGCUACUACAAAGACCGCCGCACCCUGACUGUGGGUGUUACCAACACCGUGGGCAGCUCCAUCUCCCUUGAGACCGACUGCGGCGUCCACAUCAACGCAGGGCCAGAGAUCGGUGUGGCCAGCACCAAGGCUUAUACCAGUCAGUUCAUCUCUCUGGUGAUAUUUGGUUUGAUGAUGUCUGAAGACCGAAUUUCACUACAAAACAGGAGGCAAGAGAUCAUCCGUGGCUUGAGAUCUUUACCUGAGCUGACCAAGGAAGUGCUGUCAUUGGAUGAGAAGAUCUACGACUUAGCCCUGGAGCUCUACACGCAGAGGUCACUGCUGGUGAUGGGACGGGGCUACAACUAUGCCACCUGCCUGGAAGGAGCCCUGAAAAUUAAAGAGAUAACCUACAUGCACUCAGAAGGCAUCCUGGCUGGGAAGCUGAAGCACGGGCCCCUGGCAUUGAUUGACAAGCAGAUGCCCAUCAUCAUGGCCAUCAUGAAGGAUCCUUGCUUUGCCAAAUGACAGAAUGCCCUGCAGCAGGUCACAGCCCGCCAGGGUCGCCCCAUUAUAUUGUGCUCCAAGGAUGAUACUGAAAGUUCCAAGUUUGCGUAUAAGACGAUUGAGCUGCCCCACACUGUGAACUGCCUCCAGGGCAUCCUGAGCGUGAUUCCACUGCAGCUUCUAUCCUUCCACCUGGCUGUCCUCCGAGGAUAUGACGUUGACUUUCCCAGAAAUCUGGCCAAGUCUGUAACUGUGGAAUAAGGAUGAGACUGUCACAAGACCAUCACUACCUUUAAUCUGAUUCCAGACCUGUCCCAACAGCAGUGAUGGGAAGAGAAGUGGGCAUCCAACAUGUUCUGCGUGUUCCUGUAGAGUUUGACAGCUUCCACGUGCCUUCUACCCAAGUGCUUUUGCUUACAGCAGAUACUGUUUCUCUGUGUCCUGAAGUCGCCAGAGGAGAAGGGAAUCAUUGUUUACACAUGGGGAUCAGAGCAGACUUCUCCACUAUCGUGCAAUAGAGAUACAGCUCUCUUCAGAGUAACUGUGAACCUUUUAUAACCAACACUAGAGUUAGUUUUAAAACACAAGGUAUUUAUAAUGAUGAUUGUAUAGCUUUUAAGUUAUUUUUCUAGUAUGUGGCUUUCUGUAGCCAUGGUAAUGGCCAAACUGUUCAUCCCAGCUACCCAUGUGCUAUCUCUAGGCUUGAUCCUGGCAGGUGGCAUUCAUCUCAGAUUUGAGCACAACGCAUUGGCCCUCUGGACUCCU